Messenger RNA from Theobroma cacao (cacao), 1474 nucleotides. RefSeq lists its product as uncharacterized. NCBI's taxonomy places the organism in Eukaryota, Viridiplantae, Streptophyta, Magnoliopsida, Malvales, Malvaceae. The record is from RefSeq and is a predicted model, not a curated record.
AACGAACAGAUAAACGGAAUCACUGCCGACACCCGUUCCCGAACCUCCAGCUUCACCCCCCCUACCUCAGCUCCAAACCUACAUUUGUACCUUUGUCUCCACUCUCUUGGCUGUCUUCACUCUUACAGUAAACUGCCCCCCAACUUAACUCUCCUCCUUGAAAGAAUUCAGUUUCAAGACGAUGCACACCAAAUCAGAUUCCGAUGUAACAAGCUCGGUCGACCCAUCGUCUCCAAGAUCCCCCAAACGCCAACUCUACUACGUCCAAAGCCCUUCCAGGGACUCCCACGAUGGGGACAAGUCAUCUUCCAUGCAAGCAACACCCGCCUACAACAGCCCCAUGGAAUCUCCUUCCCACCCUUCCUACAGCCGUCACUCCAGGGCCUCAUCCGCCAGUCGUUUCUCUGGAAAUCUCAAGAAAGGAAGGAAGAGAAACGAGAAGGGUUGGACCGAGUGCAAUGUUAUUGAAGAAGAAGGGGAUUAUGGGGAGUAUUUCUAUGGGAGGGAUAAAGGGUUGACGAGAAGGUGUCAGAUUUUGAUGGGUGUGUUUGGGUUCGUGGCGGUUUUCAGUUUGUUUUGUUUGAUCAUCUGGGGUGCCAGUCGGCCUUACAAAGCUCAAGUUAUUGUUAAGAGCUUGACAGUCCAUAAUUUUUAUUUUGGAGAGGGAGCGGACACGACAGGAGUUCCAAGCAAGAUGCUUACCAUGAAUUGUUCGGUGAGGAUGACAGUAUACAACCCUGCUACUUUCUUUGGUAUUCAUGUUAGCUCCAAUCCAGUCAAUCUAAUGUACUCAGAAAUUGCAGUGGCAACUGGUCAGUUGAAGAAGUACUAUCAACCAAGAAAGAGUCAUCGUACUGUGGUUGCGACUCUCGAGGGAGAUAAAGUUCCUUUGUAUGGGGCUGGGGCAAGCUUAGCAAGCUCAGACGAUGUGGGUGGAGUUCCAAUGAAGUUGAUAUUUGAAGUUCGAUCCAGAGGGAAUGUGGUGGGGAAGUUGGUGAGAUCAAGGCAUCGAAAACUUAUCUCUUGUUCCUUGGUUAUUGACUCCCAUAGUAACAAACCUCUCAAGCUAAAAAAUAGUUCAUGCGUAUAUGACUGAGUUUGAGAGUGAUGGUUCUCCUGCAACUCUACAAAUUGGUUUCCGCUUGGAAAUGGUGGAUUUUGACUGAUUUGAGUCUUUUUCAGAGCUUCUAGUGCUUUGGUAUGUGUGUGGCAUUAAUAAUUUCUUUAAAAAAUUGUAUCUUUUAGAUCAUUCUGGAGUGGAAUUGAGAAGCUGUUGAAGUUUAAUUUGUCUUUGCUUGGAGAAAUAUGAACUAUCAUCUUGAUGUAGGUUAUAUGUUGUAGGUUAUAUAUGUCGAUAGGAUAAAUUUGAUUCAUUAAAAUGUUUCUUGUUUCCAUUUACGCCUGUAUACAGGUAGAGAAACUCCACGAAUGUUUUCUGUGAUAAUUGGUAAAACAAGAUUUUGUUCAUAUGUCA